AUGGGGGGAUUGGGGCUCGGGCUCGGGAGGGCGGCGGCGGCGGAUCGGACGCUGGCGGGCGCUCACGCGCUGGCGCCGCUGCCGCAGGAGGUUCAAGGCGCCGGGGUGGGGUACCUCAUCAUCGAUGAGUUCCAGGUGUUCCGAAUACUUGGGCUCCUAGAGCUGUGCAUCGACACGUUCGAGUACCCCGGCCACGUCGACAGGGAAGGAGGCGGCGGUGGAGGCAGCGGCGGCAGAGAAUCGGAACCGUCGGUGCUGGUGUUCGGGGUAGAAAGCGUCGAUACCAAGCUUUCUCCGGAGGAGCGCGCGAGGGCUAGCAAGUGGGUCAGUCACCAGGCCCAAUCCAUCGUCAGAAAGGCCACGUUGACCCUCAUGGAUGAGUGCGCUACUGAAGUUUUGGCUAGGGAAGAGAUAAGACCAGCCCCCAAGCAGCUAGUGCGGAGAGUGCUCUCGUCCUUGCUCCAUGCUCUGAGCGUGAGGCAGAGCGAUGUGUGCCUGGUAAGAUUGUUGGAGGGAGCCAUCGAUUUCCUGAGGAGAUACGGCGCACGGGUCUUCGUUUCUUCCGUCGGGGAUAGGAUGCAGGACUGGCUUAGAAGCACGCUCGUGCACUGCAACGCGCAGCGCUACCGCCUGCGCACUGCCGGCCGUAACUUCCUCACGUACCUCCUGAGAUCUGCCUUCCACUACUACGGGUCCAUCGGGGUCGUGCGGAAACCGCUCAUGGCCGUGUUUCAGGGGAUGAUCAGCUGCAUGUCCGGGGAGCUGGACAAGACGGAGAGGCAUCGAUGCCCGGCACAACCUUGCGCGGGGGGAAAGGGGAGAAGGGCGGUUAUCAGCACCGUGGAAGAGGCGGUGCAGGCCCUGGCGCCGCUGGACACCACCCUCGAGGAGAUGAGGGACAGAUUGCCCAGCAGCGACCCCAGCUUCCGCCAUCGCAUGAAGACCUUCAUGGACGAGCUAUUGCUAGUGAAGCGCGCAUACCUAAUCAAGCUGCGGUACCUCCGAAAGGUGGCGUCGUCCGAUGGGACCACGCACAUGGGACUGGACGGGUACGCGUCGAAGUACUGGCUGGGCCUUGGGGUGACGGACCUGGACACGGAGAGUGUGCAGGAGAUAUUCAUGCAGGCCGCCAGUGUCUUCAACAGCACGGAGCUGCCGAAGGAACGCGCGGACUGGCUCUUCACCCUGGCGGAGUACCACAAGAUGCUCAACAACGACGCCGAACAGGGGCGCUGCCUCGUAGAAAUCUACCAGGGUUUCAAGAGGUGUUUGCCGAUCUGGGACCAGCUGUGGAAGAUGACGCCUCUGUCCAACUCGACCAACAAGAGCUUCACCAGCCGACGACUGCCGACAACCGGUUACCUGCGGGCUCAGAUAGAGGAGGAGGCACACCCGGUGCGGCUGCGGCCCUGGAACAGCGAGAGGGAGCUCAAGAGAGACAUCAUCGGCCACGCCAAUCAGGCUGGGGCUAGGCUGGGCGAGGCGGCGUUGCCGCUGUUGGCAAACGAAGCCUACCGCGAAACCCUUGCCGUGGCGCGCUUCGAACGGGACUACAAGACGAUGGCCCAGGCCCACAACGAGAUCCAUCAGUUCAUGAAGAAGGCCAUGCAGCAGGAAACGGUGGGAUUGAGCGGCAUCGGCGCCUUCUUCCGCGUUGGCUUCUGGGGCGCCCUGCCGGCGGAACUGAAGGGGCUCGAGUUCGUGUACAGGGUGCCGCUCAUGACGCAAUUCUCGGACUUCCAGAACAGGGUGCUCAAGCUCAUCCAGCCUCUCGUUUCAGACGCGGCAAAGGUGCGACGUGACUGGUUGGGUGAUUGUCUACUUUUGUAG
Messenger RNA from Ectocarpus sp. CCAP 1310/34, 1830 nucleotides. The record is from the annotation of a GenBank genome assembly. Lineage: Eukaryota; Phaeophyceae; Ectocarpales; Ectocarpaceae.